CAGUACUGUAGAGUGAGGGAGGCGGGCCCAGUGGCUCCAGUCGAGGAAAUGUGUGACAUUCUUGUAGUUUUAUGAAACAGUGCUUUGUGCAGGUAUGAGGUUGGCACCUUUUCUUCUCUUCCUGCUCCUGGCAGCAGGAAGAAAUGUCACAGGGGAGGAGGCGAACAGGAAGCCCAACUUCGUCCUGAUGAUGGUGGACGACCUGGGUAUUGGUGAUGUAGGGUGCUACGGUAAUGAUACCAUCAGGACUCCUAACAUAGACAGACUGGCUUCUGAAGGGGUGAAGCUGACUCAGCACAUUGCAGCUGCCCCUCUCUGCACUCCAAGCCGGGCUGCUUUCAUGACGGGGCGUUAUGCACUCCGCUCAGGAAUGGGUAGCACAGGCCGUGUGCAGGUGCUGCUGUUCCUUGGAGGUUCAGGGGGUCUUCCAAAAAGUGAGAACACCUUUGCUAAGAGGCUGCAACAACAAGGGUACACCACCGGCCUAGUAGGUAAGUGGCACUUGGGUGUGAACUGUGAUCACAGGGGGGAUCACUGUCAUCACCCUAACCAGCACGGCUUCAGCUACUUCUACGGCCUGCCCUUUACUCUGUUCAAUGACUGUGUGCCUGGACACGGGAGUGACGUCCUGGCAGACCUCCAGCACACACUCCGAAAUCUGACCAUUAUUCUUGGAGUUGGACUUUUAACACUGGUGUGCGCCCAUGUGUGUGGCCUCCUUGAAGUCAACCUCUGGUUCCUGGUAGCACUUUUCUUUCUCUGCAUCUUAGCAACGGCUAUAUGGUAUGUGCCCUUUAAACUCCUGCCGACCUGGAACUGCAUCAUCAUGAGGAACCAAGAGGUGAUUGAACAGCCGAUGACAGUGGAGACGUUGCCCCAGAGGUUGCUGGGAGAAGCACAACAUUUUAUAAAGAGGAAUGUUGAUCGUCCGUUCCUCCUCUUCUUCUCAAUGGCCCAUAUCCACACACCUCUCUUCAAAACUCCUGCUUUUGCUGGCAAAAGUCGCCAUGGUUGCUACGGUGACAACGUAGAGGAAAUGGACUGGAUCAUCGGUAAGUUGACAGAGACGGUGGACUCCCUUGGCCUAGCCAACAAUACUCUGAUGUACUUUACAUCAGACCAUGGUGGACACUUAGAAGAUGCCGACUCAAUAAUCGGCCAGAAAGGAGGCUGGAACAGCAUCUAUAAAGGUGGGAAGGCAAUGGGGGGCUGGGAGGGUGGGAUAAGAGUACCUGGUAUUUUCCGCUGGCCUGGCAGACUGGCAGCUGGGAGAGUAAUAGAUGAACCAACUAGUCUUAUGGACCUGUAUCCUACACUGAAGUAUUUAGCGAAGGACACACAGCCAGACAGACAUUUAGAUGGCUAUAACCUCAUGCCACUGUUGGAAGGGAAAGUAGAGCGAUCAGAGCAUGAAUUCAUGUUCCACUACUGCGGCAUCUACCUGAAUGCGGUUCGCUGGCACCCACCUGGCAGCGACUCCGUUUUCAAGGUUCACUUUUUCACUCCCAACUUUUCUCCCCCGGGAGCCGGUGGAUGCUAUGACACUAAGGUCUGUCUAUGUCACGGAGAGCAUGUGACGUACCACAAUCCACCACUGUUGUAUGACAUUUUCCACGACCCCUCAGAGUCCCACCCUCUUACCCCUGAUACUGAGCUGCGAUAUGCUGAAAUCUUUGAGCAGACUGCCAAAGCUGUGGGAAAGCAUCAAAAUACCUUCUCAAAUAAACAGGUGUCAGAUGAUACUCAGUCACACGCCAACACAGAUGCUCACACUGUUCAAAACCAGAUGACGUGGGAGAAGAUUCUCUGGAGACCCUGGCUUCAGCCCUGCUGUGGCACCUUUCCAUUCUGUGGCUGCAAAGAGGACACCCCACAUAUUUAAGAGAAAAGCACACCCUGGCACUUUUAAAAACUUGAAGAAAAGAAGAACAGCUUGGGCUUUGUGAAGCUCCUCUGGAGUCUGUGGCAGGGUUUUCACUUUUUUCAAGAAUAAUAUAAUACUGUAAUUUUUAUUGCAGGCUGCAUUCAGGUGCCUUCGCCAUUCCAUUUGUUCAGAGCAUUUCAAAGAUGUGACAUGAAAAGGUAUGGCCUCCAGACUUGGUGUAAAAACCUGUCCUACCAUGCUGUUUUGGAUAUCAGACUAGACACCACUGAAACUGAAAAGCCGUGUUUAAUCUAAAAUUUAAAAUGAUUCUACAAGGCAAUUGACUGUAUUGUAAGUAUGAAGUUGAAGCAAUAGUCAUAUUGUUUAGAACACAUCUUUAAAAUUGAAACUAAAUUUAAAUUAAAAGUGUCAACCAAACUUAGUUGAAAUACUACUGAAACAAAAAAGAAAAAAAAAUUAAACAAUGUACUGACUGUACUAUACCUGUGGUCAGUGCAUUAUGCAUGUACUCAGUGCAGCGGAGUCAACAAUAAAUCUUAACUUGCAUGAAGAGGACGUCUGUUAUUUCCAUGUACCAUUCAUUAAGUGAAGGAUCUGUUCAGCUGGUGCUCUUAUUUCUUCCAAGGAAAAAAUGUCAACAGUGCAUAGAGUACGAUACAAUAAAAAAAAAAAGUUUUGCUUGCAUUUUGGUCACUGUAUCUACAUUUAAACAUAUAGUGAGGACAUUGUAGUAUUUGUGACAGCCCUCUGUUUGUUAAUGUAGCUAAUUCGGUCCAAUGUUUCAGUUGAGUAGGACCAAAAAUAGAGGUAAAAUUCCUGAAGAAGGUAAGUUGGUGUGUGAACCAUUAGGGGGCAGAGUCAGACUGUGUUUGGGAAGAUGGU
Molecule: messenger RNA, 2767 nt
Organism: Toxotes jaculatrix (banded archerfish)
Lineage: Eukaryota; Metazoa; Chordata; Actinopteri; Toxotidae
Gene: arsh
Product: arylsulfatase H
Exons: 11
Coding region: 95-1882 (595 amino acids)
Molecular function (GO): arylsulfatase activity
Source: RefSeq, a predicted model, not a curated record